This is a messenger RNA of Oryzias melastigma (Indian medaka), 2509 nucleotides long. RefSeq names its product small ubiquitin like modifier 3a (gene sumo3a). Gene Ontology annotation, cellular component: nucleus. The record is from RefSeq and is a predicted model, not a curated record. Bases 137 to 631 code for a protein of 164 amino acids. Gene Ontology annotation, molecular function: ubiquitin-like protein ligase binding; protein tag activity. The transcript has 3 exons. Lineage: Eukaryota; Metazoa; Chordata; Actinopteri; Beloniformes; Adrianichthyidae. Gene Ontology annotation, biological process: protein sumoylation.
CAUUCAAAUGCGUUUGAUUGCUCCUUUAUUGUUCGCGUGACCGAGAUUUUUGCAUAAAUGCGCGCUCCUGCAUCCGCGCUCCCGCGUUGAGGAAAAAAAAAGAAAGCACCACGUGGUUUUCUCGGACCAAUCCUUGAUGCCAACGGCUAUCUUAUGCGCGCACCCGCGAGCGGAGCAGAAGAGCGGAGAGAGAAGGCGGCAGGAAGAGAAAAAUACAUUUAAAGCUAAAUCAAGAAUAUCUCCGUCCCCCGUUAAUUCAUCAGACAUGUCGGAGGAGAAGCCAAAGGAAGGAGUAAAGACUGAGAACGACCACAUCAACCUUAAAGUUGCAGGGCAAGAUGGGUCAGUGGUCCAGUUCAAAAUCAAAAGGCACACACCGCUCAGCAAACUAAUGAAGGCGUACUGUGAACGGCAGGUAAGCUGGAAACCCCAAGAAACAUCUUUGAUUCUUUAUCAAACUCAAAAUCUGAACAUUUCUUUGUAUUCUUACCUAAAGGGACUCUCAAUAAGGCAGAUCAGGUUCAGGUUUGAUGGACAGCCUAUCAAUGAAACGGAUACACCUGCACAGCUGGAGAUGGAAGACGAAGACACCAUAGAUGUUUUCCAGCAGCAGACUGGAGGGAAGUGCUAAGCCCUACUAUUAACAAUGACCACCUUCAGACCACGCCCUCAACCACCUUCACUGCCUCUCUGUCCCCAUCGCUACUCUUGGCUCUAUAUUAUUAUUAUUAUUAUUGUUAAUGUUAAUAUUAUUUCCACUGUUUAAAGGUUAUCAUAUGAUAUUUUGUCAUCUGUGGGAGGGGCUUCUCUGCUUUUUAUAUUAUGUCGCAGUCGGAAUGGAAGUUGUGUGUAUGUGUGUGUGAUAGCAGUCUUUCUGCUGGCCAGUUUAUACAACCUUACACUACUGGCAAGCUGUAAUUGAACCAUCAGUUCAUUGUAGCUCCUCCUCCUGGUUUGGCAGUUUCUGGUUGACUGUCAGGUGAAAGCUUAGCAUCCAGUUGUUAUCGGUUUUCAUUCCAUGUGCAAAAUGGCUUUUUCUUUGAAUGGAAACGUGUACAAAAAUGGAUUUUAAUUAGCUUUGCAUUUUAGAUGCUUAAGUUUUUGUUUUUUUUUUUCUCUGUGAGUGUGCGUGUGUCUUACUACAGAAUGAAUGCAGAUUCAGUUUUUUUUUUUUUUUUUUUUUUUCCCUUGUACAGAAGUAUUUGAGCUGGGGUUUAGAAAUGUCUUGAGGGGCCUGGUUUAUUAAUCCAAAGACAGAAGUUAACUCCAUGUUUGAUGUACAUCUCUGUAAGAGGCCAUUGCUAGGUUACUGUGUCGCCUGAAGCUGAAUUGGUCCCCCCGCCCCCCGAAGGGUCAGCUGUAUUAUUUUUGUGUUAUUGUCACAUGUGGCAAAUGACAGGCUCUAGAUGGGCUCUAAACAAGGACAUCUUCCAGUUUGAGCCAUCAAAAGUGGGAUUUUGAUGCUGACGCGCUUUUUAAGUCCUUGUUGGAAUAUUGAUUUUUCAUAAACAAAAACACAAUUUUUGCUGUGGAGUUAUUGCAGAUUAAGAGAGUGAGUCUUAUGUAUUGUUAAAUUAACAGAUGGAUUUAUUUCAUUGCAAUUACUUCAGCAGAUGGAUUUUUUUUUUUUUUGAGAGAGAGAGAAUUGUGUGUCGUGCCCACGUGGCCCCCGUUCUUCAUAUGUGGGUCACCUAAGAGGCUUUAUUUGAUUCCGAAAGGCCCAACAAGAUCCAAGAAUUUUUAAUCUGAAAGCGAACCAUACUGUGUAACAGCCGGACUAGAGCUUAGAACCUCCAAGAAAUGUCAGAUCACCAUUUAAGGAAAGUUUAGAUUUAAAGUUUUUCUCGCCGGGCACCCGUUCUUCACUGCAGAGAGCACAUAAAGUCGGUCUUUGUAAACAUUGUGACAGCCUAAAACAUGUUUUACCCUUUUUCUGUUCUUUGGCCACAUUAGAAAGGUGCUUUAUUUCCUUGUAUAUUAAGCUCUACAUGUAUUUUUCUAUGCGUUUAGGUUGAUAGUGAAUGUUGGUAUCUUGACAUUUUUCAUGGGUGUAUUCAUACCUGCCAUCUACUUUUUUUUUUUUUUUUUUUGACAUAUUUAAUUUUGCUGUGUACAUUUUGACUAAUUGGAAGGCAUUUUAUCCGACCCCAAACCUACCUGUCCUAAGUCAUGUUUUUUUUUUUUUUUUUGCUUUUAAGUUUUGUGGUAAAUAAACUGAAAUAAGUAGAAAUAUUGGAUGGGCUUCUGCACAAAUACUGAUUACAGUUUAUCUGACAGAAUCAAGAGCACAGUUAUCAAUGCCAAUAAAUUGGCCUCCUCCCCCCUUUGCAUUGUAAGGACUGAGCUGCUAUGAGAGAUUUAUGGCACUCGGCUGAACUACAUUGUUAUGUAUGAAGAACGGGGUCCAGGUCUUGUCAUGUUUUUUUUUUUUCUCCUUUUUCUCUACUGAAUUGUACAUUAGUUGUGGUCUUUUACUACUGUAUACAAUAAAUAUAGUUUGGUACUCAGA